UCCUUAAACUGAUCUCAGCCAUCAAUGAUUCUCAAUUUCUCAUAAACCACCUGGAGAGAGAGAGAGUGUGUGUGUGAUGAGUGUCGAAGUUGAAGACGUUGAAGAUCCUGUAAAUCUCUGUAUGGGUGAGGAAGAUUCAAAGACUGAACUUCCAGAGUUAGCAACAAAUGGAAAUUGUCUACCAGAUAAGGCGGAUGAAGAUGUGACUAAGAAAGAACAGGAAAGUGAUGGUGUGAAAGAAAUGGAAGAAGAUAAGAAACGGGUGACUGAGAAAAUGGAUGAAGACCAACAUGCAAAUGAAGGCAAAGAAAGCAAUGGCAUGGUGGAAAAAGUAGAAGAAGAGAAGGAGGAACCAAAGGCAGAAUCUAUGGAAGAAGAUAGUGGUCCUAAAGAAGAUCAGGAUAUCGAAGAGAAGGAGGAACCAAAGGCUGAAUCAAUGGAACAAGAUACUGGCCCAAUAGAAAACCAGGAUACCGAAGAAAAGAAGGAAGAUAAAGAAGAGGCAGAAGAGAAGGUUGAUGGGUCCCGUGCUGAAGAAGAAGAGGUUGAUGGGUCCUGUGCUGAAGAAAAAGAAGAGGUUGAUGUGUCAUAUGCUGAACAAGGAGAGAAGAGAGAAAACAAUGAGGAAGAGAAAGGGCCAAAGAAACGUAGAAAAGAAAGGGGUAGUAGUCAAAAGAAGGGUGCUGUCGAGAAAGUGAAAGAUAAAAGGAAGGCUGUGAAGGAGAAGCAGGAGCCAGAGCAAAGAACACCUGCUACUGAUCGGCCUGUACGAGAGCGGAAAUCUGUCGAAAGGCUGGUGGCAUCUAUAGAGAGAGAUGCUGUCAAGGACUUCCAAAUUGAAAAGGGUCGUGGCACGCCCCUGAAAGAUAUACCUAAUGUGGCAUUUAAAUUGUCAAGAAGAAAGCUUGAUGACACAUUCAAAUUGCUUCAUUCAAUUCUCUUUGCAAGGAGAGGGAAGGCUGUCCAGAUCAAGAGUAAUGUAUCCCGUUUUUCUGGUUUUGUGUGGCAUGAAAACGAGGAAAAGCAAAAGACAAGAGUGAAGGAAAAGCUCGACAAAUGUAAUAAAGAGAACUUGUUGGAGUUCUGUGAUAUACUGGAUAUAUCUGUUGCCAAGGCUACUACAAAGAAGGAAGAUAUUAUUACAAAGUUGAUCGACUUUUUGGUGGCCCCUCAUGCUACAACAGAUGUGCUUCUUGCGGAAAAGGAGAAGUCAAAUAAGGGCAAAAAGCGAAAGAGGGUGGUGACCAAAACUUCACCAAAAUCUCGAAGUGUAUCUUCAAAAGGUUCAGCAAAGUCUUCAAGAAAAGCUGAGGAUACAUCAAAGUCAGAGAAAAAGAGUACUGUUGAUACAGAAGAAGAUGAUUCAGAAGAGGAAGUAGAAGAAAAAGAUGAUGAAGAACAUGGAGAAGAGGAAAACAGGAAUGGUGUUACUGAAAAAUCGGAUGAUGAGAUGCUUGAGCAUUCUGCAAGUGACGAGAAAGAUGAAUCUGAAGAGGACACAGGGAAAAGCAAAAGCAGUUCUAAAUCUCCCUUCAAAAAGAAGAAACCUGCUGGAAAGUCCAGAACAAAGAAUAUCAGUGUGUCAAAUAAAACCAGUACUCCUAAAAGAACACCUAAAAUGUCAUCAUCAAAACGCUUUCCGGCUGAUGAUGACAGUGAUGCAAGUCCAAAGGUUUCCUCAAGGAAGAAGGUUGAAAAAGUAGUGAAAGAGGAGAAAUCAACUCCAAGGAAAUCUGCAUCAAAGGAGAAGAAAACUGGUAAAAAUGUUACAAAAGGGAAGGAGAAAGCAAAAGUGAAAAAGCCUCCUAGUGAUGAUCAGCUUAGAGAUGCUAUAUGUGGUAUUCUCAAAGUAGUGGACUUCAAUACGGCUACAUUCACUGACAUUCUGAAGCAACUUGCUGGGCAAUUCAAUACCGAUCUCACCCCAAGAAAGUCAUCCAUUAAGCUCAUGAUCCAGGAAGAACUUACGAAACUAGCUGAUGAGGUGGACGAUGAGGAUGAAGAAGAAGCAGCAGCAGCAGCUGACCAAGAGAAUGAAGCCUCACCCAUCGAGGUGAAAGUCCAGUAAUUAUUAGUUAACUAUGCCCUCAUCUUCGCUCACUUCAGCUGUUGUCUAUGCAUUGUUUAGACACACAAAAUAACUAGUCUAGUUAAUGGUAGUGUUUAUUUUGCCUAUAAGAAAAUUAGGAUUUGUUAAAGACCCUCGAAGAGGAAGUGAAGCUACUCGAGCAAGGCCACUGUACUGCAGUCUUAGAUGUUUUUAACUUAUUACUUCUGUACACAUGAACGUGUAUUGUAGGAAAUACUACUCUGUAUAAUGUAACUGACCUUUUGUAUGGCAUACUGGAAACUUGGGUUUUCCUUUUCAUGUU
Messenger RNA from Tripterygium wilfordii, 2372 nucleotides. Its product is annotated as protein DEK-like. Lineage: Eukaryota; Viridiplantae; Streptophyta; Magnoliopsida; Celastrales; Celastraceae. Gene Ontology annotation, biological process: chromatin organization; regulation of double-strand break repair. Gene Ontology annotation, cellular component: nucleus. Bases 77 to 2068 code for a protein of 663 amino acids. Gene Ontology annotation, molecular function: histone binding; DNA binding. The record is from RefSeq and is a predicted model, not a curated record. The transcript is spliced from 12 exons.